This is a messenger RNA of Micropterus salmoides (largemouth bass), 2604 nucleotides long. RefSeq names its product methylmalonate-semialdehyde dehydrogenase [acylating], mitochondrial-like. Gene Ontology annotation, biological process: L-valine catabolic process; thymine catabolic process. The record is from RefSeq and is a predicted model, not a curated record. The transcript is spliced from 12 exons. Gene Ontology annotation, cellular component: mitochondrion. Gene Ontology annotation, molecular function: malonate-semialdehyde dehydrogenase (acetylating, [NAD(P)+]) activity; methylmalonate-semialdehyde dehydrogenase (acylating, NAD+) activity. Lineage: Eukaryota; Metazoa; Chordata; Actinopteri; Centrarchiformes; Centrarchidae. Bases 122 to 1699 code for a protein of 525 amino acids.
GCGUUUUAUCCCGCUGCUGUCCUCUGCAAUAUUUCUGCUAGCUAAAGUUCUCUCUGCUGCAGGAUCUUUUGGGUCAGUUGAAGGGCUCCGGAGCAAGGAAAGAGAAACCCAACUCUCCACUAUGGCAGCAAUUCUCCUCCGGUCCCUUUUGAACAAAAAGGUCCCCCUCCAGCUGGGUCGUCUAUGUUACUCCUCCUCAGCGCCCACCACCAAGCUGUUCAUUGAUGGCAAGUUUGUUGAGUCCAACACCUCUGAAUGGCUUGACAUUCAUAACCCUGCCACUAAUGAAGUGGUGGGGCGUGUUCCCAAAGCGACCCAGGAAGAGAUGCUGGCAGCCGUGGACUCCUGCUCCAGAGCCUUCCACUCCUGGUCCGAGACCUCCAUCCUCAGCCGACAGCAGAUCUUCCUGCGCUACCAGCAGCUCAUCAAGGAUAACAUUAAAGAACUGGCUAAAAUAAUCACCUUGGAGCAGGGCAAGACUCUUGCUGACGCAGAGGGAGAUGUUUUUAGAGGGCUCCAGGUGGUUGAGCAUGCCUGCAGCAUUACGUCUCUCAUGCUGGGGGAGACUUUACCUUCCAUCACCAAGGACAUGGACACUUACACCUACCGCCUGCCCAUCGGAGUGUGUGCUGGUAUUGCCCCUUUUAACUUCCCUGCCAUGAUUCCUCUGUGGAUGUUCCCCAUCGGGAUGGUAUGUGGCAACACCUACCUGAUGAAGCCCUCUGAACGGGUCCCAGGAUGCACCAUGCUCCUGGCCAAAAUGCUCCAGGAUGCUGGGGCACCAGAUGGUACACUCAACAUCAUCCACGGCCAGCAUGCAGCGGUGAACUUCAUCUGUGACCAUCCGGCGAUCAAAGCCAUCAGCUUUGUGGGCUCCAACCCAGCUGGAGAGCACAUCUAUGAGCGGGGCUCCAAGAACGGCAAGAGAGUGCAGUCCAACAUGGGUGCCAAGAACCAUGGUGUGGUGAUGCCUGAUGCCAACAAAGAGAACACACUCAACCAGCUGGUAGGUGCUGCCUUCGGAGCAGCUGGCCAGCGCUGUAUGGCUCUAUCCACGGCUAUUUUUGUAGGGGAAUCUCGUGAAUGGCUCCCAGAGCUGGUGGAGCGCUCAAAGUCUCUGCGAGUAAACGCAGGUGAUCAGCCUGGGGCUGAUGUGGGUCCCCUGAUCUCUCCUGAAGCCAAGGCCAGGGUGGAGUCUUUGAUCCAGAGUGGGGUGGAUGAAGGUGCCAAGCUGCUGCUGGAUGGGAGAAAUGUCACCGUCAAAGGAUAUGAAAAUGGAAACUUUGUAGGACCCACCAUCCUGGGCAAUGUUAUGCCGGACAUGAAGUGUUACAGAGAGGAGAUCUUUGGGCCGGUGCUUGUCAUCCUGGAGGCAGACAGUCUUGACGAAGCGAUUUCUUUAAUCAACCACAACCCAUACGGCAACGGCACUGCCAUCUUCACCACCAAUGGAGCCACAGCGCGCAAAUACACACACGAGGUGGACGUUGGUCAGAUUGGCGUGAACGUGCCCAUCCCCGUCCCCCUCCCCAUGUUCUCCUUCACUGGCUCCCGGGGCUCAUUCAGAGGAGACACCAACUUCUACGGCAAGCAGGGCAUCCAGUUCUACACUCAGAUCAAGACUGUGACAUCGCAGUGGAAGGCUGAGGACGCCACUGUGACGAGCCCGGCUGUUACUAUGCCAACCAUGGGACGCUAAGUGAAAUUGACAGCACAUCCAGCAUAAUGUUCUGUGACUUCUCGUAUGCCUUAAGAAGAUGCCCGAUUGGAGAAGAGGUUACAUGUCCUUUUUGGUGUAUAGAAAUAUUCACAUUGAGAAUUGUUAGUGUGUGAUUGUUUGGACUGAACAUCCUACACAAUGUUGUUGUAUAAAAACAUACAAACGCAAAUUACACCUCAUUUGGAGACUGAGGAGAUGAACUGACCUGAUGCAAUGAAUGGUGCUGUGAAGUUCAUGGGUUUGCUGCUGUAUAUUGUACCUGUUUCUUUCUGUGCAGACCGGGUGGACAAUGAAUAAUCAUGGUCAAUCAUUUUCAUGAUUGACUGUGUACUCUUGUAUCACAUUUCUUAAAACCUACAGUGUAAAUCAAAAGGAUCAGGGAUUCUGUCUUGUGAAGCACUGACAGCUAAUGUCUUCCACCAGUGUCCUCUGGUUCGUUAGCUUGUUCUGUUUAUCAGAUCAUCGUGUAGAUACUUGAAUAGUGGAACAAAUGCCAUACACACCCAUUCUGUAACUCUAUUAAAAGUUAAAUAAUGGUGGUUGAGUUCUUGCCCUCUAAAUGUAUAUCCUACUCUAAUAUUGUCCAGCUUUGGGAUUAAUGUGUGUCAGAGGUUCACAGUUUUGUACUAUAUUAUGGUGAAUGGUAUAAAGGUUAAAUUGUAAUAUUUUACAUGGGAGGCAUUAGAUAUUCUUUAUAAACCAUUGUGAAGAAAUUCCAGGGAUGAAACUGUUUUGUUCCAGUAGAGCUAGACGUCUUUUCAUCCCAAGUAUCUCAGACACUUUAAACCUUGUACACUUCUCUUUGGUCUUGUGGCUAACUAUUAAGGUGAUAAGGGUAUCUGAGUCUUUUGUUGGAAUAAAGACUGUAAUUUGACUCAAGUGAA